Molecule: messenger RNA, 941 nt
Organism: Pygoscelis adeliae (Adelie penguin)
Lineage: Eukaryota; Metazoa; Chordata; Aves; Sphenisciformes; Spheniscidae
Gene: PDE6D
Product: phosphodiesterase 6D, cGMP-specific, rod, delta
Exons: 4
Coding region: 3-398 (131 amino acids)
Biological process (GO): sensory perception of light stimulus
Cellular component (GO): cytoplasm
Source: RefSeq, a predicted model, not a curated record
GGAUGAACCUGCGGGAUGCAGAAACAGGGAAAAUCCUUUGGCAAGGAACAGAAGACCUGUCUGUACCUGGAGUGGAGCAUGAAGCUCGAGUUCCUAAAAAAAUCUUGAAAUGCAAAGCAGUGUCUCGGGAGUUAAACUUCUCCUCAGCGGAACAAAUGGAAAAAUUCCGACUGGAACAGAAAGUUUAUUUCAAAGGGCAGUGUCUAGAAGAAUGGUUCUUUGAAUUCGGUUUUGUGAUUCCUAACUCCACAAACACUUGGCAGUCCUUGAUAGAGGCAGCACCUGAAUCACAGAUGAUGCCAGCUAACGUUUUAACUGGUAAUGUUAUUAUAGAAACCAAAUUCUAUGAUGACGACCUUCUCGUAAGCACUUCCAGAGUGAGACUUUUCUACGUUUGAGAUGGGGCUUUUUGGAGCUGUUUAGUUUUCCUCCAUGCAGUUCUUGGUGCAGAACCCCCCGACUAUCCAGUGGAAGACACUCCUGUAGGCGGUGACCCUGGGGACCAGCUCAACGUUGGUUGUGACCUUUGCCCAUCAGUUAUUUUGCUUUCUCCUCUGACAAGACCAGACCAAACCCUCAGAGACAGGACCAUCUGCUCAGCGAGGCACUGGGGAAUAGAGGCUGUCUCUGAACACGGGCAAACGAUGGUCAUGCAGAACCAAUACUGUAAAUUAUGUUAGUCUCACCCUUUGUACUUCUCUGGAUCCUGGUAUAAUCUCCCAUUUCCACUCACACCAAACUCUCAAUGCGUUUCAUUUUUGGGGGAUUAAGUUAACCUUUUCAUUUUUCUCAUGUUGUAGGUUUUUAUCCUUUCACUGGAUUUCUGUGUAACUGGUCCACACAUCCUCUUACCCUGAACUUGUAAAAUAGACUGUGAUAUCACCUAAUGUAAUUAAAACAAAUUUCUCAAUUAAAACAUUCCUACCGUCCAAAGAAGGGAA